UGGUUUUUUUAAUGUCAGAGAUUCCCCUCUUAUCCAUCCAAUAUAUUGCAACAAGCGACCGCAGGUAUAAAAAAAGCUAAGACAACGGUACAAGACAUCAAUUCGGGGAUAGAUCGGACGAGUAGGGAUUUCGAGAUGGAUGUGAGUCGUCAGACUAGCAAUCUUUUCGGCCAGGCAUAUAGUACCAUUACAGAAGUUCGAGACAAGCAACUUAAGUACAUCAAUGGAAAAUUAGAAGAAGCAAAACAAGCAGGAAAAGACGCGGAGGCUUGUUUGAAUGCCGUCUCAGCUAAAAUGACGUCUGCAGCUAAAACGGGGUACAGCGAGGUGGAUGUAAGCCUGAGUCAAGCGAAAAAGGCAUCGAACGAUGCGAUUCAAGAAUUCAAGAAACUGAAAACAACCGGACAACAACUGACCAAUCGAUUGGACCGUAUCAGUUUAGAAUGCUACAGCUCAGACAUUCAACAAAUGGGUAACUGCAUGAUCACAAAAUUAGCAUUGGUCAAUAUGGACAUACGGCAGUACCAGCAAACAGUUUCACAAAUGGAGAGCUCAUUAUCGGAAACCAAGAGGAACAUAAUUCAGCAACAACGGUCUUCUAACCAAUCAGCUACCUCAAAAGUUCAAUCUGUCAGUAUCAGCACCAUAUACGACGCGGCUGACUGCCUUAAACGUUAGGGAGCAUCGAAUAACUAAUUUGUUUAACC
Messenger RNA from Ceratina calcarata, 707 nucleotides. RefSeq lists its product as uncharacterized. The coding region runs from base 136 to 678 and encodes 180 amino acids. The record is from RefSeq and is a predicted model, not a curated record. The transcript is spliced from 3 exons. Lineage: Eukaryota; Metazoa; Arthropoda; Insecta; Hymenoptera; Apidae.